CAAUGUUUACCAUUUGGAAUUCACGGAUUGCUGUGACACUUGUACGUUCCACACGAUUAUCGAUUGUUAGUAGCAACAACGGUUUUGCCGCCGCCGAAAGUAGAAGGUCAAUUGUCACAAAUUUACGUCAACAAAGAAAUAUGAGCCAACAAGCAGCAGGAUCCCAUGAAUAUGAUUACGAUUUGGUCGUAAUUGGUGGUGGUUCCGGUGGUUUGGCUUGCGCCAAGGAAGCUGUUGCUAAUGGCGCCAAGGUUGCCUGUUUGGAUUAUGUUAAGCCCACACCAUUGGGUACCAAAUGGGGUAUCGGUGGUACUUGUGUGAAUGUUGGUUGCAUUCCCAAGAAAUUGAUGCAUCAGGCCUCCUUGUUGGGUGAAUCGAUUCAUGAAGCCACUGCCUAUGGCUGGGAAAUUCCCAACAAAGAAGCUAUCAAACCAAAAUGGGAAAAUUUGGUACAGGCUGUACAAAAUCACAUUAAAUCGGUGAAUUGGGUUACCCGUGUGGAUUUGCGUGACAAGAAAGUUGAAUAUAUCAAUGGUGCCGGUUCAUUCAAGGAUCCCCAUACCGUUGUUGCCAAAUUGAAGAACAAUUCGGAACGCACUUUGACCGCUCGCAAUGUUGUCAUUGCUGUUGGUGGCCGUCCACGUUAUCCCGAUAUUCCCGGUGCCGUAGAAUAUGGCAUCACCAGUGAUGAUCUCUUCAGUUUGGAUAAAGAACCCGGCAAGACUUUGGUUGUUGGCGCUGGAUACAUUGGUCUCGAAUGUGCCGGUUUCCUUAAGGGUUUGGGCUAUGAUGCCACCGUCAUGGUACGUUCCAUUGUUUUGCGUGGUUUCGAUCAACAAAUGGCCAAUAUGGUUGCUGAUUCCAUGGUUGAACGUGGCAUUCCCUUCUUGCACAAAACCAUUCCCAAGUCUGUGGAAAAGACCGAAGAUGGUCGCCUCUUGGUGAAAUACGUUAACACUGAAACCCAAGAGGAGGGCAGUGAUGUCUACGAUACCGUUUUGUGGGCCAUCGGCCGUAAAGGUUUGGUUGAUGAUUUGAAUUUGGGUGCCGCCGGCAUCGAAGUUAAGGGUGACAAGAUCGCUGUCAACGAAGCUGAACAAACCAAUGUACCACACAUUUAUGCCGUUGGUGAUAUUAUUCAUGGUCGCCCCGAAUUGACCCCCGUUGCCAUACAUGCUGGUCGUUUAUUGGCACGUCGUCUCUUUGCUGGCUCCAAGCAAAUCAUGGACUAUUCGGAUGUGGCAACCACAGUAUUCUCUCCCUUGGAAUAUGGUUGUGUCGGCAUGGCUGAAGAAGAUGCCAUCAAGAAAUACGGUGAAGAUAAUGUUGAGGUGUUCCAUGGCUUCUACAAGCCCACUGAAUUCUUUAUCCCACAAAAGUCGGUACGUUAUUGUUAUGUUAAGGCUGUGGCCGAACGUAGUGGCGAUCAAAAGGUGUUGGGUCUUCACUAUUUGGGUCCUUCUGCUGGUGAAGUUAUUCAAGGUUUUGCUGCUGCUGUCAAAUCUGGCCUUACCAUGAAAAUCCUCUUGAACACUGUUGGUAUUCAUCCCACCACCGCUGAAGAAUUUACUCGCUUGGCCAUUACAAAACGCUCUGGCUUGGAUCCCACUCCCGCCUCCUGCUGCAGUUAAACAACACAA
Molecule: messenger RNA, 1640 nt
Organism: Musca vetustissima
Lineage: Eukaryota; Metazoa; Arthropoda; Insecta; Diptera; Muscidae
Gene: Trxr1
Product: thioredoxin reductase 1, mitochondrial
Exons: 6
Coding region: 3-1631 (542 amino acids)
Biological process (GO): glutathione metabolic process; cellular response to oxidative stress; cell redox homeostasis
Cellular component (GO): cytosol; mitochondrion
Molecular function (GO): glutathione-disulfide reductase (NADPH) activity; thioredoxin-disulfide reductase (NADPH) activity; flavin adenine dinucleotide binding
Source: RefSeq, a predicted model, not a curated record